This is a messenger RNA of Dacryopinax primogenitus, 1880 nucleotides long. RefSeq names its product alpha-amylase. The transcript is spliced from 4 exons. Lineage: Eukaryota; Fungi; Basidiomycota; Dacrymycetes; Dacrymycetales; Dacrymycetaceae. The record is from RefSeq and is a predicted model, not a curated record. Gene Ontology annotation, biological process: carbohydrate catabolic process. Gene Ontology annotation, molecular function: calcium ion binding; alpha-amylase activity. Bases 125 to 1768 code for a protein of 547 amino acids.
UUUCCCAUCUACAUCCUAUUCCUCUAUUUGCCUUCGAACAUCUCGUUCCCCUUGUACUUGCAAACAAGCGCUCUCAAUCACUUGUUCCACGCUCACGUCUCUCAUUACCUUCUCUCAUCUUCUAAUGAUGUUCAACGCAUCGCUCGCUAUCAUCGCACUUGUUCUUUUGGUGCGCAACGCGUAUGCUGCGUCUGCCUCGGACUGGCAGAAACGCACAGUAUAUCAGGUCAUGACGGACCGCUUCGCUCUUCCUCCUUCGGAAGACGCACAGGGCAAGACAUGCGACGCAAGCGCCCAGCUCCCGUGCGGGGGCACUUGGUCUGGUAUCCAAAAUCAUCUCGACUACAUACAAGCAAUGGGUUUUAAUGCUAUCUGGAUCUCUCCGAUUGUAUCCCAACUGCAGGUUCCCCUACCCCCUCCGGCAGAUGGCACUGCAUAUCACGGUUAUUGGCCUGAAAAUAUCUACGCGUUGAACGAUGCUUUUGGCUCAGACUCUGAUCUGCGCUCUCUCAUCAACGCUGUCCAUAGCCGCGGCAUGUACAUCAUGGUCGACGUGGUAGUGAAUCACAUGGCAACGUACAACACCACGAGCCCGUCAGCUGCCCCCACAAGCCCGCUAGCAGGAAUCAGCUUGAAUGGAUACAACCCUUUCAAUCAGGAUAGCGAUUACCACUCAUUUUGUCCCAUUACGGACUACGGAAAUCAGACCAUGGUUGAGCAGUGCUGGCUUGGCAGCGCGGCCGUCCCUCUCGCCGACGUGAAUACCGAAGAUCAAGCCACAGUGGACCUGUACUACUCCUGGAUCAAUACCCUCAUUUCCAACUAUACUUUCGAUGGUCUGCGUAUCGACACCGUCAAGCACAUACGAAAAAGUUUCUGGCCAGGUUUUGCUAAUGCCUCUAGUGUAUUCACCCUAGGAGAGGUGCUGGAUGGGGAUGCUCAGUAUGUCGGAGACUACACGAACUACCUUGACGCUGUGUUCGACUACCCUGGGUGGGGUAUGAUCCUUCAGGCAUUCCAGACUACCGGUGGUAGCAUGAGCAUGCUUGCGCAGAGCAUUCAGAAUACCAGCACGUACUUCAAGAACGGUGGUUUCUCCACUGGCAGUUUCUUGGAAAACCAUGACCAACCACGAUUCCCGAGCUUCACCAACGACACCGGCCUCAUCAAGAACGCCAUCGCUUACACGUUCAUUGGCGAUGGCCUCCCCAUUGUGUAUGAGGGCCAGGAACAGGAGUACUCCGGGGGUGCGGUGCCAAACAAUCGGGAAGCGAUCUGGCUGUCUGCUUACGAACAAGAUAAACCCCUAUUCAAGCACAUCACUAGCCUUAACAUGGCCCGACAGGCUGCGAUGAACGGAUCGUCCUCCUUCCUCUCGACUCAUAUGAAAGUCCUCUCGACCUCUGCGCAUUCUAUUGCUCUUGCCAAGUACCCGAUGCUGGCUUCACUGACCAACAUUGGACAAGGUUCGCAAGGCCAGGUGUCUGUGUCGGUUGGUAGCCUUGGCACCGGAUAUUCUGCGAACAGUCAGCUUGUUGAAGUGCUUAGCUGCACUGAGGUAAAUGUCGACGGCAGUGGUAACUUGGCAUUUACCACGCAGCAAGGUGCUCCAGCUGUAUUCCUGCCCAGUUCUAUGGUGAACUCCAAGGUCUGCACUAAUCUCGUAAAGAACGGUUCAGGUGCACCGGGAAUGUUCUCCGCAAGCGUUUAUGUCAUCUCGAUCGCUGCUGCCAGCGCCAUCGCUCUGAGCAUGUUUGUUGGGUCUUAAAGUUAGACUGUAUUCUCAGACAAUGGACUCUGAAGAGACAUACCUUGACAUAUGAUUCACUUGGACUUCUUACCGUAGUUUAGAUGUGCACUGAUACAAGUGCUUUGAUGAC